AUGUCGAACACGUUGGACCUCACGUACUUAGAAAAACUGGGCAUGAGCAACACGGGAAUCACUUUGGCGAAGUUUCAGAAGUUUUGCCAACAGUUUCAGUCUUCGAUCAAUCGGGAAACUUAUACGGCGAGGAAAGGGGAAGAGAAUCCAUGGGACAAAAUUCCUGGCGCCGAUGACAGGUCAUUCUACUUUACAUCGUUCAAAAGAAGAAACGAUGACCACCUGGUAGGUAUUCUGCAGGCAAGUGAAGAACACCCUGGAGCGGGUAGGGAUGUCCAAGUAUGUCAAGUUCAAGCACUCACGAAUAAUGGUAGGCAAAACCUGGAAAAGACACUGAGAGGUGGCCAGCACUGCCAGAAGAAAGAGCGAGAGCGAUCAGCUGCCGCACAAGCACUUACGAUUUCACUGUUCUCGCCUCGUCUGAGGAGAGCUCAAACAACAGACGGACGGAUGGCUGCCUACUGCGGGAACGACACAGUAAACCUCAGUGUCUAUGAGUUACGCGAGGAACAGUUGGAAGUGUUGAAGGAGAUCACGGCUGUGAUCACUGGUCUCGGACUGUUCACCAUCGUCACAAGCAGCGUCGCCGUGUUGGUGAUCGUAAAGUCACCGGAACUGCACACGCAAAGCUUUUUCCUGAUCGGUUUCUGUUCGAUGAACGAUUUUGUAUCCGGACUGGCCUACUUCACGUUCGGCCUGCACCGUCUUCUUCAGCCGUACGAGGUGGAGGGCCUGCUUCAGUCUCAAUGCUGCCGGCGAGCGUCAGUCAUGUUUUACAGUCAAACGUUUACCGUAUUCCUGGCGAUCUUGCUGGCAGUCGACCGGGCGGUGGCCAUUUUCCGACCCGUCUUCUAUCGGUCGGUGAGAUUCUCCAAAUUUUACUUGCCAAUGGUCAUCGUCUUCUGGCUGGUGUCCGUCAUCGAGACGGUUCUGAUGAUCAUCGUCAGCCUGAAUGAUAAUCGUCUGGUGAAGUUCUGCGAAAGCAACGAGUGUUGGGGCAGCACCACCGCCGUGUUCGUGUAUCAGGGGACAACCGUCUUCCUGGUGGUCAUCGUCGUGCUGUUCAGUAUCGCGAUCAUCGGCCUGACACACGCUCGUAACGCUGUAUUCAGAGAGUCUCAUCAUCUGCCUCAACGGGCGAAACGAGUCAAGAUGCAUUUAACUGUCAUAAGGACCGAGGCAGUCAUCCUUAUCAUUAUUACCCUUUCUCAGAUAUGCGGAAGAGUGUGUGUGUUGGUCGCAUACAGCGUCUCUGACCGCUUUCUUAAAACCAUUUUCAUCAGCGCGUUCCGCAUACUCAUCGCGACAACAGCAGCAUCGAACUUUUUCACCUACGUCGUCAGAUCUUCAAAAUUUAGGGCUUCGUUUUGGAAAAUGUUGCUGCGUCGAAACGCUACGAACAAUCAGUGUUGCUAA
This is a messenger RNA of Soboliphyme baturini, 1416 nucleotides long. The record is from the annotation of a GenBank genome assembly. Lineage: Eukaryota; Metazoa; Nematoda; Enoplea; Dioctophymatida; Soboliphymatidae.